UUUCAUGCAACUUUUGUCUUGAAAUAAAUAAAUUACAAUAAAUUAUCAUUUCACCCACCUUGUACCUUUUUGAACAUUUGUUAGAGGGAAAUUGUACCAUGUCGUCAGUUAAACUUGAAAUGAAAAUGUCAUUGUUUUAAAAGGAUGAUGUAAAAUGCAGUUUAGAAAUACAUUGUAAGGAAAUGUAUCUAAUGCAGCGGUUCCUAAAGUCUAUGUGACGAGUGGUGACCUCAUUUCCUGGCAAUAGUUUUGUUUAGGCGGGAUUACAAACUGAAUCCCCGGUCUUCAGUAGUAGUAGCAGCUUGUAUCCUACGUUUGCAUAGGUCUUUCAAUGUCUAUACGUUUGUCUCUUAUAUACUGAAAUGCUUUUUCUGUACUAAAACACUCCGCAGCCAGUAGCCUAACGCACCUUCUUAUCAGUCAAAAGUUGCUUAACAUUAACAACAGCAAUCGAGCAAUGGAUGUUUCCUGGCAACGGUAUCUCAACUGAUUAGCAAAUUGUCGAGCGAAGAAUCAACUGUGAUUUCUUUUUCAUUGUUUUAACUUGCCUAAUUGUCUCAUGGCAUGUCAAUAGCUGGUAUUACAAUUUUUAAAUUUUACACCGAUUUAAUAGCACCGAGCAAAGCUAUUUUUUGCUGAUUUUGGUUCACCCAUCCUAGUUGCAGUAAAGUCAUGUGACAUUCCGAUAGCAGUUAUUCGUGCUGUCACAUAUCGCCAAAUAUGCAACUUUUAAUAGAGCACGAAUCAAACUCUGGAGCAGUGAUUGAACUUUCUUGCCCAUGGCGUCAUCGACAGAGAAAAAAACGUAUGCUUCCCCACUAGAAACUGGACGAAUCACGGAUUUUUUCACACCUUUCAGAGUGACUACAGGGAGUGAGGUUACACCCCGUACCUCAGGUGUUAAACCUCAAAAGCUCAAACGACUCAGAAAGGCUGGUGGAGUCGACAAAUCCAAAAAGAAGCACAACUCUGGUUCUUCGGAAGUCACUGUAAACACCACGUCUAGUUGCUCCGAGGAAAUCAUAUAUAGACCCAAGCCCUCAACAGAGAAGUAUGUGGAUUUCGUUAGCUGUGAUGCGGGCCCACCUGUGACAAGAGAACCAUCACUCUCGACUGAAGUGAAGAACCUCCGGAAAUGCCACCUGCAGAACUCUCACUCAUCUCAGGUCCUGGGAAGUAGUUCAUCUUCGGGAGAAUCAAAAGACAGACAGUGCACUAAAAACAUCUAUUCAAAGCCUAUUCCAGCCAAAAGGACGCCUGAAUCUCUUCUCCCUCAGACAUUGGGCUGGAGAAAGAUCAACCGGCCUGUGGAGGUGGAGACAACUGAUGAUGGCCCCUUAUCUGAUCCCUGCCAGGGCAAGCAGAAGCAGCACCUCUCUCAUCUCUUUGGGCCAGGUGUGAAGUCCACUCAGAAUCAGUCUUACACAUCAUGUUGCCAAGGCAUUACUUUACUUCAUAAGGAACAGGUUGAUGAAGCACAUAUACCUCGGAGAAACCACAGGCCAAAGAAAGCUGAGAAGUUAGACCCUCACGCCGUAGACAGUGUUGAUCCACUACCAGCACUGAGUGCACUUCAACCUGGGGGACAUGUAUUACAAAAAUCUCACGAUAAUUUGCUAUGGAGUCUUCCUUGGCCAACUUCUCCGCUGUUGAAGAACCUGAGGGGAUCGUUUCCUGUGUGUUCCUCCAGUGGACCAUAUCACCCUCUCUGUGACUCUAUCACAACUCCGUCCACUCCACAAAUGGACAGACAGAGGAGAUCUGGAUGGAGAGAGAACCUGUCAGAGGACAUCCUCAAGCACCUGUUGGAGGAAAUGAAAGUUGCCAACCCUCCCUUCCCAGUGCAAAGGUUCUUCACUGCGCUCUCAAGAAAGCGUUUAGAGCAUGAAAAAGCAUUGGCCAAUCAAGAGGGAAGCACAUGCAAUCCUAGAGUGCCUGACGACCACUGCUUGAGGGGCAAGAGAAAAUGGAGGCUGGAGGGACUAACUCAAGGCAUAUCACCCAAGCGGCGCCGGCCCAACCAAAGGCCCGAGGAGAAAGCAGCUGUUGAGCCUGGCUCUCCCGCUGGACCUUCACCGGCCUCAUCAGGUCACACUCCUAGGAGGCUGGGGCAUCUGAGCAGGCUGAGUCGGACAAGAAGGCGUAGACAACAGCAGGAGAGUGCAAGCCCUUCUGUGGCAUCUAAUGUAACACUGAAUCUACGGGAAAAUGCAGGAAACGACAUUGAAAAUACAGCUAAGAAAUGUCAUGAUCAAGGAUUUUUGAAUUGUUCUUCUGGCUCAGAAGGUCUGUGGGAUGACGUCUUGUGGACUGAAAAAUACCAGCCUCAGCACUCCACUGAGGUUGUAGGGAAUCCUGCAGGAGUGAAGAAACUGCACAACUGGUUAAAGGAGUGGAAGCUGAGAGCAGACAAGGAGGAGUGGAGGAGGAGGAGGAAGGAGGAAAUGCGAAGGGGAAAGAGUAAAGAGUCGUGGGACAGUGGGGACUUUGAGGGUGAGGUGGUUUUCGAGGACUGUGAACCGGAGCUGUGCACCGCUCUACUCAUUACUGGCCCACACGGCAUUGGCAAGACUGCGGCCGUUUACGCCUGUGCCCAGGAGCUGGGCUUCAAGGUGUUUGAGGUGAAUGCGUCUUCCCAGCGCAGUGGGCAUCUCCUCCUCACCCAGCUGAAGGAGGCCACCCAGUCCCAUCAGGUGGGCACCUCUUCCUCAACAACCGCCGCCACGCUAAAGCCAACCUAUUUCACCUCCCGUAGCACCGCUGGCCGCUCUGCUAAACCUGUGACUUCUCCUCGAAAGGCAAACUCGUCCAGGAAGGUCAUGACGUCGAGCCGAAGGCUGCCAUCAACCUUGCGUAAGAGUUCUCUGAGGAGAGGUCACUCGGCCUCUGUGGACCUGACUCACUUCUUCCAGAGAAGGAGCAAGCCUGAGAGCACCAAUCAGAGCUGUCCUAAUCACAUACAACAUGGUGCUCACACUGUGGAACCAACCAGUGAGAGGAGUGAAGAGAAAAGCAGCCCAGGCAAACAGGAAGGAGAUGAUGAUGAUGAUGAUGAUAAUCACUCUUGGACUAGGACUGGCAAAUCAACACUAAUGUCUCUCAUUUUGUUUGAGGAGGUUGAUGUUAUCUUCAGUGAAGAUGUAGGAUUUCUCUCAGCUAUUAAGACCUUCAUGUCCACAACCAAAAGGCCUGUAGUACUGACAACCACUGAUCCUUUGUUUGGUGAAACAUUUGAUGGCCACUUGAAAGAGCUCCAUUUUAAGAAGCCCUCUGUGAAGGUUGUUUGUAGCUACCUGCAGUUGGUGUGUUUGGUGGAGAAAGUGAGGACGGACCCUCGGGACAUGUCCUCCCUGCCGGCGGCACAGAAAGGGGACGUCAGGCAGUGUCUGCUCCAGCUCCAGUUCUGGGUGGGAAGUGGAGGGGGGGCUGCUGCUGCUCCCCCAGCGCUGAGCCAUCCUGUGCUGACUAGGGGUCUUCCAUGUGUGAGGAGGACGUCGGCACAAGCUCAGGAGGAAUCUGCCGAGAGGUCGAAACAGCCCACUGAUCUACCUGCAUGUGAUGCUGACUGCUCAGGAACUCCGCGGGAGUUUCUGGACACUGGGGCAGUACAUGAGCUAGCAAGGAUGUUUAAAGUUCAUACCUGGACCCCGUCUGAGAACAGCAGAUGUUCAGAAGUUCUGUCAGAAAGCCAGCGAAGAGGAGUGGAUCUACUUUAUUUGAACAUGGAGGCACUCCUACCUCUGCCGCCCAUAGUCUCACCUGACCCUGGAGACUACCUGAAGGAAGCUUCAAACUCUGCGCUGCAUGGAGACAUCAAGGCCAAAGAACUUCCAGAGCCUUCCGCGGUUGUUAAACCCCUGGUAGGGAGGCUGGCCUCCAAGCCAAGGAAAAGGCGCUGUCUGUCUCUGAAAGGAAUGCAGAGGUCCAAACCGAACUCUCCAGAGAAGACGGAGGAACGGAGGCACCAUACCGACCAAUCAGAGGGGAGGACCGUGAGACUCUCAGCAGAGAAGAAAGCUUCUAGUUCAGUGUCUCGCUGCUUGGACAGCCUCACGGGAUUCCUGGACGACUUGUCCUUCCUGGAUUGUUUCCUGCAGGAUGGGCACGUGAAGAGAACAGGCCACUGUACACCCGGCCUGCGAUUGGUCAGAACUAGAGCGGAGGUGAAGGAUGGUAUGCUGGAUGAACCAAGCGAGGAGCAGCAGGAGGAGGAGAAGGAGCAGAUCUGGGGGCGCGGGGCCUCUGACAUGAGGGCUGCCGUGGAGGGCAUGAGCUUUAGGGGAUGCUGUCUGGAGAUGGAGCAGUCCUUGGCAAAGGUCCAAGAGCUAGGAAAGGAGAUGCGGGCAGAUCAGUGGAAGCAGGUGCUGGAGCAGCUCACCUUACCUCCACCUCCCCACAGAGAUGGCCUCCUCUCGAGUCAGACUAGUCUCAGUGAAACAACUGUUGUUGAAAGGCGAGCUGACAUCAUUAAGACAGUACUCGCCAGCAAAGCUUUCAGCCGACUGGGAGGCAUCCCAGCUGUAAUCACCGACUACCUGCCCUGUCUGCGCACCAUCUGCAGGUCAGAGAGCCAACAGGACAAGGCUAAGCACAGGUUCCAACACUAUCUGAAAAGUAUCCACACUGGACUCUCCAAAGGCACCCUGCAGCAGCUCUCCACUGAUUUCCCUUGAUAGCGCAGGGGAACACGACACACCUACCUCAGAGCAUUCUUCACAUUUGCAUGGUCAUGUGUUACAGGUUGUAUAGAAAUAUAUAUUGUAUAGUGGAAAAUGAAUUCC
Molecule: messenger RNA, 4781 nt
Organism: Clupea harengus (Atlantic herring)
Lineage: Eukaryota; Metazoa; Chordata; Actinopteri; Clupeiformes; Clupeidae
Gene: atad5b
Product: ATPase family AAA domain containing 5b
Cellular component (GO): nucleus
Molecular function (GO): ATP hydrolysis activity; DNA binding; ATP binding
Source: RefSeq, a predicted model, not a curated record